This is a messenger RNA of Alternaria atra, 3774 nucleotides long. RefSeq lists its product as uncharacterized. The record is from RefSeq and is a predicted model, not a curated record. The transcript is spliced from 6 exons. Gene Ontology annotation, biological process: transmembrane transport. NCBI's taxonomy places the organism in Eukaryota, Fungi, Ascomycota, Dothideomycetes, Pleosporales, Pleosporaceae. Bases 1 to 3774 code for a protein of 1257 amino acids. Gene Ontology annotation, molecular function: transmembrane transporter activity.
AUGCCCUCCAGUCGGCCAGCCCUUGAUGCGCGCCGGUCAACGCUCCAUUAUACUACCUUCCCAACUAUUCCCCCCAAGUCUCGCGGUCGACCACCGUCUGACUCCCCGUCCGGCCAAGAUGGCAACCGCUCCGAAGAUGGCAGCAACAACCACCACGAGUCGCCUUUGCCGACGAGGCAGCUUAUCGUACUAGCUGUCAUAGCUCUCGCCGAGCAAACAGCCCUCAACUCGAUAAGCCCAUAUCUACCAGAGAUGACAAAAUCUUUCCCCCAAGUCAAGGAUGGACAGACAGGCUUAUACGUCGGGCUCAUCGCAUCGUCUUUUGCGUUGGCGCAAUUCACAACAAACUUCUUUUGGGGUUGGCUAUCUGAUAAGAUCGGACGAAAGCCAGUCAUCAUCAUGGGCACUUUUUUGACCAUGUGUUGUUUCCUGGCUUUUGGGUUCUGUAGAGAACUAUGGCAGGCUAUACUUGUCCAGGCCUUGAUGGGCUUUGUCAACGGAAACAAUGGCGUUGUGUCGACAUGUUUGGGUGAGAUUACGGAUCGAAGCAACCAGUCGCGCGCCUUUACCUACCUGCCCGUCAUUUACGGUAUCGGUGGCAUAACAGGACCGAUCGUGGGAGGGCUUUUGGUGCUCUACCAAAACCCGUUCAACAAGAGCCAGUCGAAUCCUUAUCCGUAUCUUCUUCCGAACCUCUUUUCGGCCCUCAUCCUCGCGAUAGAUCUGAUAGUGUGCAUGCUCUUCCUAGAAGAGAGUUUGGAGGAAGCUAAGAAUUUACCUCCUCUCGGAAAGAGACUAGGUAACCUGUUCUCAUGGAUGUGGCAGUUUACAAGCUCGACACGACCGACCUACGUACGACGCCUGUUAGGCAACCACAAGAAUCACAGUUCGCUGGACGGCACACAAGACGAUGUAGACGAAGACGAUGCUUCCGACGCUUCUGGAGAGUCUGCACCUACGCUCUUCCCGCAUAGCAGCGGUGACGAACUCACGCGCAAGGAGAUUUUGAACCGGGAUACUGUCCUGCUUCUCGUAACAUACUUCAUAUUCCAACUCGCGAACAUCUCGUACAACUCCCUUUAUCCCAUCUUUGCGGAAGAGCAACCACCUACUGGACGCGGGUUGAAACCUGAAGCUGUCGGGUUAUCCUUGUCUUUCGCUGGCGCCAUAACAAUACUAUUCCAGAUAGGUGUAUUUGGCAGGCUCCGAGGCAAGCUCGGCAAUAAGAUGGCAUACAGAAUCAGUUUAGGAUUGUUCAUCGCAGCCUUCGGUCUCAUGCCCUGGGUAGGCUAUAAAGAGAGUAAGGGGUACAAGGGUAUCGGCUCCGGUGCUGGCUGGUUGUGGUUUGAGCUUGGUGUCGUGCUGGUAAUUAAGACGAUUGCAGGUGUCGGUGGUCUGACAGCUGCGCUCCUUAUGAUCACCAACUCUGCACCCAAUCACAACGUGCUCGGUACGCUCAAUGGUCUCGCUCAGACGCUCUCCGCCGCCGGUCGCGCGGCUGGUCCUUUCCUUUCGGGUUCGCUUUUUACAGCUGCCACCAAGUUGAAGCCCAAAGGCGAAGCUUUGCCUUUCGGUACUUUCGCUGGUAUCGCACUUAUUGGGUUCAUUUUGAGCUUCGGGAUUCGUGGAGAGGGACUGGAAGCCGAAGGAUUCAGUGAUGAAGACGAGGAAGAUGAAGAUGAAGAGGAAGAGAUUGGCGAGGGAAAGAUUGGCAGUAUGGGUUGGAGUUUCCACGGCCACAAGCGAGAUGUCGAUGCGGAAAAGCAUCUCAAACGGCUGCACAAGACAACACCAUUUAUCGAGUCCCCGCUAGUUGGCGCCGAUCACGAACAUUUGGUGUUCUCUCAACGACAUGAAGCCAAUAGCGUGGAACUCUUCUUCGACUUGUUCUUCGUUGCUAAUCUGGCAACCUUCACAGCCUAUCACUCUAUUACUGACAUAGACUAUCUGCUGGCAUACAUCGGUUUCUUUGGCAUAUUAUGGUCGUGUUGGUUUCAGAUCACACUCCAUGAUGUACGAUUUGCACGAGACUCGCUCUAUGAGCGCGUGUGCAAGACGAUCCAAUUCAUCGUAUUUGUCGGUUUGGCGUUGGUUGGAAGCCAAUUCAACCCAGCAAACUCGAAUGGCAAGGGGAACAAUACGAACUUCCGUAUCCUGUGUUACACACUAGUCAUCAGCCGUGGUCUCCUCGCCAUCCAAUAUCUGGUCGUCCUUUACUUCACUUGGAGAGCGAAAUAUGGAAAGAUCUACCUCCCACUCAUUCUCAUGUUCGCCAUCUAUGCAGUCAGCAUGGGUGCAUUCGCCGCUAUGACACCCGCUUUCCAAACCGAAGGCGACAAUAGCAGGCGGCUCGUUUACCUCGUGUGGUACGUCGUUAUGAUACUUGAAGGCGUCGGAGUCGUUGCUAUAUCGUGCAUCUGGCGCAUGAUGAGCUUCAAAAAGACCCAUCUGAUGGAGCGCAUGAGCUUGUUGACGAUUAUUGUUAUUGGCGAGGGUGCAAUCGGCGUCACGAAGACAGUGAGUAGGAUGAUGGGAAAGCACGGACUGGAAGUCGAAGGAUGCUUCUUGAUCAUGUGUAUCAUUGUCGUACUUGUGCUGAUAUGGGCUCUCUACUUUGACAACUUCCCCCACGGUCAUUACGGGACCAUCCGGCAACAAAUAUGGUCUCUACUACAUUUUCCCUUCCAACUUGCCAUUGUUGGUGUAGUCGAGGGUUCUCAGCAAGUUGCCUUGGCUCGAUAUGUCGCCAAAAAUACCAGGAAAGUUACCACAUCCAUCCUUCAAUACUGUCAGGACGACCACCUUGACGGCCAGAAAUUACAAGACAAGCUACAGUAUCUUUUGGAAUAUUUCGAGCUAGACAGCAAGUUUGAAACCAAAAGCUUUUACAACCAGGCUGAGUCGGCUAUCUGGAUUGUCGGGAACGCUACGGGCAUCUGCUCGCCGCAGAACACUACAGAGUACAACAUGGGUGAAGACGAUGACGAUGGUACCUGGCCUGGGGCGCUUAAGAACGUAUCUCACCUUCUCAGCAACGGAAUGUAUACCGGUCUCGGCAUGAAGAUUCCAGUCGACAAACUCGAAGAUUACAGUCCCCUCGAAGUCGGUCUCAAAGGAUUCGAGCUCGUCUACCUUUACUACUGGUCGUCUUUCUGCCUCCUUCUCAUCUGCCUGAUCAUAUUUCUCUUCUUGAUUCGCCGUCACAAAGCCGAUCUUUUCGACUUCACGUCCAUUAUAUCGCGCUUCCUUGCCCUGGGCGUCGGCGGCGCAAUGUUGGCUCUAAUGGCCGAUACAAAGCGGCUGCACUCUGUGAUCGAAUCACCUGCGCUCUUACCCAUCUGCGUUGUCCUCUUAUUCCUCAUCCUAGUCAUCGACAAACUUAGCUCGAUAUAUUGCAACUGGCGACUCCAAAAGAGCGGGAAGCCAUAUGCGUUGGAGUACGAAGAGCAUGGGUACCAUGGCCACGGAAAUAUUCCACACGGACCCGUACACGAGACGGGUGUGCUACACGAGCAUGUGCCUCAUGACGCGGGGUUAGAAGAGAUGCGCAAAACAGCACGGUGGAGCUCGCAACCCGAAGACAUGAGGCCACUCACAACUCAAAGCACGGAGUACAACUCGCCGCAUCAAAGCUACGCCAUGGAGCCUCUCACGAGCCCGCCGCUUAUGAGCCCCCCAAUGUCGGGGCACGAUCCGGUGGCCAAUCAGGGAUAUAUGGGCCAUGCCCCAACUGGAUAUGCUCCUGUGAGCACGGAACAGAACUAUGGCGCGUAG